AGCACCAGCCAGCUGCCAGUUCAACAUGGCCGAUCAGUGAGCUUGGCGGUGUUACGUUCUCACGUCCGCAUUGUUAACAUCACAUCAUUUUUUUUACACCAACAAUCGUGUUUAUUUUGUGUUCACAAUAAUCAACUAACAUGAUAUCAUCGAUAAUAUCGCGUCUGGUAAUAUUGGUCUUUGGGACUCUGUAUCCAGCUUACGCCUCUUACAAAGCUGUACGCACUAAGAACGUUAAAGAAUAUGUAAAAUGGAUGAUGUACUGGAUCGUAUUUGCCCUAUUCACUUGUGCCGAAACCUUCACAGACGUAUUCUUCAGUUUCUGGUUUCCAUUCUACUACGAAAUCAAGAUAAUUCUCGUUCUCUGGCUUCUAAGCCCAGCAACAAAGGGUUCAAGUAUUCUCUACCGACGUUUUGUACACCCAGCAUUGAUAAGACGUGAAGCUGAGAUUGAUGAUGCCCUAGCGAGGGCAACCGAGCAAGGCUACACAGCUGUUCUUCAUCUCGGCACAAAAGGUGUCAAUUAUGCCACAACAGUACUGAUGCAGACGGCUAUUAAGGGCGGAGGUGGAUUAGUACAGCAGCUAAAAAAGAGCUACAGUCUGAGUGAUUUGACGGGUGAAAAGGAGGAUGAAAAUAGAAAUACAUCAGCGAUGCAUGACGAGACAGACAUGACAGUGGAACCUCGUCGGAGAGAGCAUCCUGGGAGACGUGGAUACAGUCCUAGGCGGACGCAAUCGAAUUGCAAUAGAGUGGAGAUGUAUUUUUCGGAGGUGGAUGUUGAUGUCAGACAACCGAGGCCUAGAGAUCCAAUAGCUAGCUUAACUAAUAUUAGGUCAUCCGACGACAUAUCCAGUGGCUACAGCAGUGGGGAAGCACUCCAAACCCACCGCAUGACCCCCCACACCGAAUCACUCCUCAGGACAUCGAGUGUAGGUGCGAGAACGAGGUCAUCGAAACCCCGGGCAGCAACGAAAAAAGCCCCAGAGGAUGAAGAGGAAGAUUGGGAGUUGGCACCGGGGUCCAAUCAAUUACCCCUGACACUAUCUGAAAUAAGUGCUAAACAAGCCCUGGAGCUUUUAUUCCUUCUCUCCCGAGUUAACGUCCCCCGUAGUUGGUCAGAGCCAAAAUUGACUGAAAUACAGGAAAACCAGACUGACUCUAGGAGCGAGGAGAUAUUCUGUGACGCCUCCUCAUCGGGGCAUGUCACAAUUCACGAGGAAAUGGUAGAAAUCUCACAAGUCGAUUCUGAAAAGACUGAAGACAGCCUCAGCCCUUCCAAAGGCUCUCCAUCAGAGGUACUAAAACGUCUCGAAGAUACUCCCGGAGAGCUGAGCCAAAUAGACAUGACGAAAAUAACGGAAGAAAUAUGUCAGGAGAAGAUGUCAGAGCUGAAGAGGCUCCUGAGUAAUGCCCAGAGCGCGGUAUCGAGUCUUGCGAAUUCCCAGGAAGACUUGAGAAUUGAAUCUGAAGUCGAUUGCGAAGCGAUGGAGUGUCCCGAUGUGAAUCCUGCGGAGGUCUGGACAACGCCAGACACUUCGCGAAGUUAUUCAGAGAGCAACGAUAGGGCGGGAAAGUACAACAAGAAGCCAGCGCCGAGGGUGCCAGUGGCGUACACUCAUGAGCAGCAGGAGGAGAUGGAGGAGAAAGCCCUCAGGGCAACACUUGUCCUCAAACCCGAUCACCAGCUUUGCGACUCUCCCCCGGAGCAAAAAGACAACCUCUAAGAAGAAGGUGCCAUGAGACACGAAAAGUGGUCGUUACAUUAGAGAAGAGAGUGAUUCACUCGUACCAGUAUGAGCGAUAUUUGUCAUCGCUGCUGAUAAUUCUUACUCUACGCAUUGAAGGAUCGCACAAAGUAUUUCUGUGGGAUCAGCUGAAUAAACUCAACGGCCAAAAACGCGCAAUAAAAAAUUUUUUCAAUAUCACGUCAUGCCAUUUCAGUUUAACGGGUUGAGAUCAUUCAUGGAGCGUGACGCUUUUUUUAUUCAUCGGAUGUACUAUGGGUUUUGUUUGAACACUACGCUUUAUCGAUGCUCAUGUGUGAGCGAAAUCAUAAUGCUCAUGUACAAUAGAUGCAGUGAGGAAAAAAUUAUUGAAAUGGGAAGGUAUUCUCCGACAUUUAGUCAUUUUUUCAGCAUCGCAUAUCUCUAUACCAAAACAAUUUAUGCUUUGUAUUGUAAUUUUUAAUGGAUGUGUAGGCCACACGGAAAACGAUGAGAGAAUUUUUUAUUUGGGUAUUUUACUAUUUUUUGCCUAGGGGAUGAAACAACUCUGUUUUUAGGGAAUAUUCACACUGUUGAAGAAUAAAUUUCAUGACGAGUUGACCUGUAAUUUUCAGGAGAGCGCAAUAAAACUCGAUGUAGGGAGAAAGAAAUCCUUAAAUUUCAGGGGAACUAAAAAAUGUUUAACAGUGUAGCAUUUUUCUAGGCAAAAGCGUCUAAAAUAUGAUCGAAGACGGAUAAAACACCCUAAGGGUUGGCCCUCACCGUUCAAUGUAUGAAGAUUGAUGAAAAAUACUUGUGAUAUGUUAACCGAAUCGAGGGAUUGACUGGAUACUUCAUUUAAAAAAUAGACGAAAAAUGGAGGCUCUUAGGAAUGAUUCUAGUCAGCUCGAAUUUUUCUAGGAUCAGCGAGCAACUAGAUAGACGUUAUUUCUAAAGAAAUAUUUACGUGUAAAAAUGAACUUCAUUGGAGAAACGCAAUGAGUGAGUGAUUUGACGAUUUUUUGUUCUUGAAUUUUUGUUUCUAACAGGAUUUUUUCUAUUAAAAAUUUUGACGAGCAAUUUUUUGAAAUAAAUAAUAUUCUGCUCUUGUGGGCCUGUCGGCAAAGCUCGUUGAAUGGCCUCGGCAAUAAAAAAAUACUAAAAUGUAGGGAAAAUUGCGCCAUGAAUUUUCAGCCAAAAGGGGAUAAAAAAAUUUGAAGAAUAGCUUUAAACAUUUGUUCCUUUUUUAGUUUCCAUUUACUCCAUGAAAUGGGUGGAGGGUGACCUGAAGAGGAUAAACAGUUUCGAGAAAUGUUAAAAAAUACGAGGUGGUUCACAGCUGUGAACGCCGCCAUCUUACGUGGAAACCGCCAGGGACUUUAAGAUGGCGGCGCCCUCACCUCGCAUUUUCAAACACUUCAUAGAAUUAUUUAAGCUCCUCAGAUCACUCUCCACUCAUUUCAUGCAGUUCCUAAAAAGGAACAAAUGAUUAAAGCUAUUCUUCAAAUUUUUUCAUCCUUUUUCGGCCGAGAAUUCAUGGAGUAGUUUUUCCCGCAUUUCAGUAUUGGAUUUUUUACGCCCGAGGCCUUGUAAUGACUGCAUGAAUUUAUCGUGUAAAUGAUUAGUGUGAAUGAAUUAUCGGUGGAUUUGACGCACAAUUUUCAUGUUCUCGAUUGAAUACGUAAAUAAAGGGGAGGGAAAUUGUUUAAGAAACGUUGAGAGAUUUGGGUGUAUAUAUUUUAUGGUUGUAUGUUCUUAGUAUCGUUUAUCCACGUUUAAAUGUGAAACAUGAACAUAUUAUAGAAGACAUAUAUGCGAAAUAAGAAAGGGUAGGGCAAGUGGGGUAAAAUGGACACUUGACUUUUUAAAAUUUUAAUAACACGUUGAAUUGUUACUGAAAUGGGAUAAUUUUUUUUUCAUGGAACGUACAAUUCUUUUUCUUUGGGAUGAGUCAGAUAGAAGUAGAUUGUCUUAUUGAGAAAUCCGUUUCUAAGUUAUGAACAUUGAACAAAAUGUCAAAAGUGCCAGUUUUGCCCCACACUCGCCCCUUUAAUUUGUAAAGUUCGAUUUGUUAAUCCAUCAAUUGAUAUUUUAGGUCAUUAAAUGUGAUCAUAUACUGUCUUAAGAAGAUACUAACUCUCUAAUCAUCAUCCAUGCGUAUCGUUAAACAUAGGUAGCUAGUAAUCAUUUUUUAUGCAUGACUGCAGACUUAGGAGAAUGAAAUAUCGAGUUGUGAAAAUUAAUAUUAAAAUUGAAAAGAAAAAACCAAGUAUUACGAAUUAAGUAUCACGAGAUUGUAAUGAUCCUCAUUUUUGCGGGGGAAGAAUUUGAAUUUGAAAAUUAAAUGACGAGUCCUUCGGGCUCCUGGUGCUACCGAUACUCGCUUCUUGUUCAUUUUUCACGUUUUCAUUUUAUACAUGUAUAAAUGUUGGCUAUUUAGAUGCGUUAACGAUAACUAAUUACGGAGAGAAUUAAGAAUUGAAUUAUUGUGAGAGGAGAAUUGUAAUGAGGUUUUUGAGGAAAUGUGAGUGAAAUGUUGUGUUCUUGGCACUUGUGUAUUGAAUAAAAAAUAGGGAAUUAUCAUCUUUA
Messenger RNA from Diachasma alloeum, 4295 nucleotides. RefSeq lists its product as uncharacterized. Gene Ontology annotation, cellular component: endoplasmic reticulum tubular network; endoplasmic reticulum membrane; cytoplasmic microtubule. The transcript has 9 exons. Gene Ontology annotation, biological process: endoplasmic reticulum tubular network organization. The record is from RefSeq and is a predicted model, not a curated record. Gene Ontology annotation, molecular function: microtubule binding. The coding region runs from base 141 to 1727 and encodes 528 amino acids. Lineage: Eukaryota; Metazoa; Arthropoda; Insecta; Hymenoptera; Braconidae.